This is a messenger RNA of Ananas comosus (pineapple), 2768 nucleotides long. RefSeq names its product subtilisin-like protease SBT3.9. Bases 105 to 2399 code for a protein of 764 amino acids. NCBI's taxonomy places the organism in Eukaryota, Viridiplantae, Streptophyta, Magnoliopsida, Poales, Bromeliaceae. The record is from RefSeq and is a predicted model, not a curated record. The transcript is spliced from 11 exons. Gene Ontology annotation, biological process: proteolysis. Gene Ontology annotation, molecular function: serine-type endopeptidase activity.
CCUGUAAAGCCAUUACAUUACAUUAAAUACUCCUAUUUAAACUCAAAAAAACUCUCUCUCUCUCUCUCUCUCUCUCUCUCUCUCUCUCUCUCUCUCUCUCUCUGAUGGAUUCCAGUGGUGCCAUGUUCUUCCUCUUCCUCUCUCUGGUUCUGGCACAACCAAGUUCAUGUUUUUCAUCUCAGGUUUAUAUAGUGUACAUGGGAAGAGCAAACAGUGAUGAUCCAUAUGACAUCUUGAAGCAAAACCACCAAAUGCUCACUGCUGUUCAUGAAGGAAGCAUGGAGGAAGCACAAGCAUCUCAUGUUUACAGUUACAGCAAUGGUUUCAGAGGUUUUGCAGCAAGGUUAACUGAGAAGCAAGCUUCUGAAUGGCUGAUGCCUGGUGUGGUCUCGGUUUUUCCGAACACGAAGAGAACCCUCCACACAACACAUUCAUGGGAUUUUCUGGGUCUAUCGACGGACGCGUCGACGGAGAUCCCGGGCUUCUCUACCAAGAACCAAGAGAAUGUGAUCAUCGGAUUCAUCGACACAGGAAUAUGGCCAGAAUCACCAAGUUUCAGUGAUGAUGGGAUGCCUCCGGUGCCUCCGAGAUGGAAAGGGCUGUGCCAAGGAGAAGAAGAUCCAUCCUUCAACUUCACUUGUAACAAGAAAAUAAUAGGAGCAAGAUAUUACCUUGGCGGAUACGAAGCAGAAGAGAAGAGCGGCGAUGACCGCACAAAAGCAGAUGAUAAGACAAUCAAAUUCAAAUCUCCGAGAGACAGCUCAGGACAUGGGAGCCACACUGCAUCGAUCGCAGCCGGACGGUACGUGGCAAACACAAACUACAAAGGGUUGGCAAGUGGAGGUGCGAGGGGGGGGGCUCCGAUGGCUAGGAUUGCAGUAUACAAAGCAUGUUGGGAUUCGGGCUGCUACGAUGCUGACUUGUUAGCUGCUUUUGAAGAUGCAAUUAAAGAUGGAGUUGACAUUCUCUCGGUGUCGUUAGGCCCGGACUCUCCUCAGGGAGAUUACUUCAGUGAUUCAAUCUCUAUAGGCUCAUUUCAUGCAACUAGCCAUGGAAUUCUUGUAGUUUCUUCUGCUGGGAACGCGGGAGCUCCAGGCUCUGCUACUAACCUCGCACCGUGGAUGCUCACUGUCGCCGCCAGUUCGACAGAUAGAGAUUUUGGUUCCUAUAUCUUGCUUGGAAAUGGUACUUCCAUAAUGGGUGAGAGUCUGAACACAUUUCGGAUGAACACAUCAAGGAGAACCAUUCCGGCUUCAGAAGCCAAUGCUGGGUAUUUCACUCCGUAUCAGUCCAGUUUCUGCCUAGAUAGCUCUUUAAAUAGGACAAAGGUCAAGGGAAAGAUCAUCGUGUGUCGCCAUAUGGAUAGUACUUCGGAGUCGAGGUUAACAAAGAGCUUGGUGGUUAAGAAAGCGGGGGGAGUUGGGAUGAUUCUGAUAGAUGAAUCAGAAGAUCAUGUUGCUGUCCCCUUUGUCAUCCCAGCUUCUACUGUUGGGAAAGCAAUGGGUGAUACAAUUCUUUCUUACAUUAACAGCACCAGGAGAGCAAGAUCAACUAUUUUCCCCGCGAGGACAAUCUUGGGAUCUCGAGCAGCCCCUCGAGUUGCUGCAUUCUCUUCCAGAGGACCUAAUUCACUGACAGCAGAGAUUUUGAAGCCGGACGUCGCUGCUCCAGGUCUGAAUAUCUUAGCAGCUUGGUCUCCUGCUAAGAACAACAUGAACUUCAAUAUCCUCUCUGGAACUUCUAUGUCAUGUCCUCAUGUUACUGGACUCGCCGCUCUAGUUAAAGCUGUUUAUCCCUCAUGGUCUCCUACUGCAAUCAAGUCGGCGAUAAUGACAACAGCAACUGUAUUGGACAAGAACCGCCACGCCAUCGUCUCAGACCCUGAUGGAAGAGUGGCAAAUCCAUUUGACUAUGGCUCGGGCUUCGUAGAUACUAAUAGACUCCUAAAUCCAGGGCUCAUCUAUGAUGCACGUUCCGAAGAUUAUAAGUCCUUCCUCUGUUCGAUAGGCUAUGACGAUCAGUCCUUACAACUAGUUACAGGAGACAAAAGCAUAUGCACUCGGCCUGUUCCAACUGCUUCUAAUCUCAACUAUCCCUCGAUCACGGUACCAAAUGUGAAGAAGAGCCAUUUUGUCACCCGAACCCUAACAAAUAUAGGGAAAGCAGGAAGUGUUUAUCAAGCCGUGGUGUCUCCGCUUAAAGGCAUUAAUGUAACAGUGAUUCCGAAUGUUCUUGUUUUCGAGGGCUAUGGAAUAAAGAAGAACUUCACAGUGACGUUUACGGUGGCCAAGCCUUCUCGGGAUUAUGUAUUUGGGUCCUUGUCAUGGAAGGGAAAAGAUACUCAAGUGACCAGCCCAUUGGCUGUCAGAGUUCGAGUGAACGGAGAAGGAACGAUCUGAUAACUAAGUUAAAGAUUCAUCAUACAGUGAUACGAAUCAGAAGAUGAUACGUACAAAUGAAAAUUUGAACAAGAAUUUACACACCAAAGAGUCCAUACAGAUGCUGAUUUAAAAAAGAGCUGAAAUUUGAAUGGCUCUGAUAUUCAACUUCAGAAUGAAAGAUAACUUGUAUAAAUUAGUAGAACAUUAGUUCUUCAGAUCAUCUGCUAGUAUUUUUGCUGAUAUCUACAUACCAAAGAAGAACCCUCAUAUAGGAAUUUAAGUAGGGAUUGAAAAAUGAAUAGCUGAAUUUUCGACGUGAGCAGCUCAAAGUUGGCAACAUUGUCUUCACCUUUAUAUGACCAUAUGAGAAGCUUAUUCAUAAUUCAA